AUGCGAGCAUGAGCUCCUUUUUAGAUUACCCUUUCAUCAACGGAGACACCGGGUGCUCACCCAGGGCUUACCACCUAGACCAUGGAAUUACAACUUUUCAGUCAUGUGCUGUCACAGCUAAUAACUGUAGCCGAGAUGAUCGCGUUAUCGUAGGCAGGGAUACCCAAGGUGGCCCAUCUCAUCAUCAGCCUGGAGCUUACCAGCACCAUAACAGUCUGGGGAUCUCUUACGCCAGCCACUCCAGCUGUGGCACAGGUUAUGGUACGCAGAAUUUCUGCACAGGUUACAGCCACUAUUCACUGAGCCAGGAUGCGGAUUCCACUGCAGGAUAUCACCAGUGUGCCCCUACUGUUUACACUGGGAAUAUUUCGUCUUCCGUGGUUCAGCAUCACCAAGGUUACAGCGGAGCAGCAUUGGGUCCAAUUCAGUAUCCCUAUCCACCUUGUGGACACGAGCAACAGAGUAUGACACUGUCAGCCUGCAAUAACCCCUUAUCCCCUCUGCAUGCCAGUCACCAGGAAACCUGCUGCACUCUAUCAGAGACUUCAGCCCCAGCCCAGACAUUUGACUGGAUGAAAGUUAAAAGGAAUCCGCCCAAAACUGGAAAAGUUGGAGAAUAUGGUUUCGCUGGACAACCUAACACAGUAAGAACAAAUUUUACAACCAAGCAACUCACCGAGCUGGAAAAGGAGUUUCACUUCAACAAGUACCUGACAAGAGCCAGGAGAGUGGAAAUAGCAGCUGCCUUGCAGCUGAACGAGACUCAGGUAAAGAUCUGGUUCCAGAACCGGAGAAUGAAGCAAAAGAAACGAGAAAAAGAGGGGUUAAUACCGGCUUCUUCCAAAACACCAGAAAUCGACGAAAAGGCAGAAGAGUCAUCAGAGAAAUCUAUUUCAACAGCUUCAACCCCUUCUCCAGCUUCGUCCUCCGCAGAAACUCCAUCUACCUCGAGUUAGGACGUCACAGACACAAUAUAUAACACGGGCUGUUACACAUUGCCAGUGUUGGCUGCGAUUUAAGAUGUUCCAUGUUAGCGUUAAUCAUUGCCACUGGAAAUAGUAACGUGAUUUGCAUUCCUCUAUAUUUAUUUAGUAACUUUAUUUAAAGACCAAUGAACAAAGGGUUUAUUCAAAAUAAAACGAAUGCAUUUCUAUUUUAGAACAGAUCUAGUUUGUAAUUUUUGUUUUAUGGCUGCAUGGUUUAAAUCUAAAUCGGCAAAAAAAAAAAAAAAAAAAAAAAACGAUUUCGCACUGCAGCCAAAUUAUUUGCAAUCCCAGAUUCAUAGGCCUAUGACUGCUAGAACUGUCCACUGACGGCAAAUGUAAACAUUAAUGCACUAUAUGAGCGUUUAAAUA
Molecule: messenger RNA, 1355 nt
Organism: Polyodon spathula (Mississippi paddlefish)
Lineage: Eukaryota; Metazoa; Chordata; Actinopteri; Acipenseriformes; Polyodontidae
Product: homeobox protein Hox-A1-like
Exons: 2
Coding region: 9-956 (315 amino acids)
Biological process (GO): regulation of transcription by RNA polymerase II
Cellular component (GO): nucleus
Molecular function (GO): DNA-binding transcription factor activity, RNA polymerase II-specific; RNA polymerase II cis-regulatory region sequence-specific DNA binding
Source: RefSeq, a predicted model, not a curated record